Metarhizium brunneum ARSEF 3297 is the source of this 1524-nucleotide messenger RNA. RefSeq names its product Inner kinetochore subunit mis15 (gene mis15). The record is from RefSeq and is a predicted model, not a curated record. Gene Ontology annotation, biological process: CENP-A containing chromatin assembly; chromosome segregation. NCBI's taxonomy places the organism in Eukaryota, Fungi, Ascomycota, Sordariomycetes, Hypocreales, Clavicipitaceae.
AUGUCCCGUCUCUCCAUAGCAACCAAAUCCCGCCUCCCAUCGUCUCUGCGCGUCGAAUCCACCAACACAGCCGCCAUCAAGGCCAUCAGCCGACUGUCUCGCGAGGCCCUCAUCCUCCUCGCCCUCGAUUGGCUCGACGGCCCAUCCCUAGCGUACACUGCGCCUUAUCUAUCGGCCCCCAGAGCCGACGAUGACGAGACGCCAGAGGACUCGGCGGACCUCUACCCGCCCUGCAAGUCCAUCGAGGAGCUGCACGACCUCUACACAGAUCUGCAGCAGCAGAGGGGCUCCAGGCGCGAUGUUGUCAGUCGCAUAUUGGAAGGGGAUUGGCGCCAUGGGCUGACGCUCUACCAACUUGCCAUGAUCGACUUUGCCUACCUCGACGAGCACCCUACGUCUCAGAAAUGGACGGCAUACAAGAUCCAGCCUUUGAAUCUGCCAACCAAAGACGCUGAUGAUGAGAUUCUCAAGCCAGACGAGAAGAGUCUCAACCUGCCGAGAUUCCAUCCGUCGACGUUCCUACAGAGCCUGCAGGAGCAGGUCCUGCCUGACAUCAAGGCUCACUAUCACUUCUCACGACCGAAAAAGUUUCCUCUACUGCUGCUGCGCAUAUUUGCCAUUGAAUCGCCGUAUAAUACAGAUUUGGCCCUUUCAGGCCUCAACGGCAGCGGCAAUUCUACCAGCUUUCAUUCUUCCCGUACCAUUUACCUAGCUUUCCCGGACGGCUCGCCAGCAUUGUACAUAACCAGAGCACAAGCCACCGGGCCAAUUAGCCACGGAGAAUCAAAAAGCCUACACAGCCUCAUUGCGAACGGCGUUCCGCAGGCGCUUUCGCGUCCUCGGGAGCGAUACACUCUCAAGCCCACGAGUCUCGUGAGCAGAAAUCUGGAGGCGCUCCUGGACAAGAGGGGCCCGGGGCGGAGCAAUGCCGCAGGAGGCGGAUGGAGCAUCUACGCAAACGAAAAGGACAAGAAAUCGCCGCUGGACACGCUCCUCCCCACACCGCCACUAUCGAGAGAGUCGUCGUCGAACGCGGAGACGGCUCAGAAGCGCUCAAGGCCGCUGUCACAGCAUGAGCGCGCGGCGAAGCGAGCCAAGACGGUGGCCGAGGCGCGCUUCGGCAACUCUGGCAUCGUGUCUGACGGCAAGGGCAUUGAGCGGUUUGAAAUUAUUAUGCAGGAUCCGUAUCCCGCGAUAGACGGUCUGUUUGUACAGGACUCUGAGGACGAGGAUGACAGGCGGAAUCGGCAGACGGAUAGACGGAGGAGCAAGAUUGAUGCCGCGCUACGGCAGGCCUUGGGUGAUGGUGAAGAGGAGGAGGAUGAAAUCGAUCCGACGCGGUGGACACCGAUUGUGAGGAUCAACUUUCAGGGCCCGCAUGUCUUUGCAGGAAUACGGCAAUUAGUUGAAGCUGGGAUCGUGGACGGCGAGCGAAUGCCAGGAUGGAUGACGGGCGAGGAUGGCGUGACCACGGGCGUUGUGAAGAAUGGUUUGAUACGGGGCCACAAGGGUUCAGGAUUAUGA